Molecule: messenger RNA, 10597 nt
Organism: Carassius auratus (goldfish)
Lineage: Eukaryota; Metazoa; Chordata; Actinopteri; Cypriniformes; Cyprinidae
Product: collagen alpha-3(VI) chain-like
Molecular function (GO): extracellular matrix structural constituent conferring tensile strength; serine-type endopeptidase inhibitor activity
Source: RefSeq, a predicted model, not a curated record
AGGCAGAGGAGAGAUGUUGUCUUCCCUGAUGGAUCGGAUGGCACUAGGAAUGGGUUCCCAGCAAUGAAAGAGUUUGUGCAAAGAAUGGUGGAGAGAUUGGACAUAGAUGAGAACAGAGACCGUUUCUUUGUGGUCCAGUACAGUGGAGACACAGAGGUCCAUUUCUAUCUUAACACGUACACGACAAAGGAAGACAUUCUUGACAGUGUCAGAGGUCUGAGGCACAAAGGAGGCACCCUCUACACGGGGGCCGGUCUCCAGUACGUCAGAGACAAUGUCUUUACUGCCACCUCUGGCAGCAGGAGACUGGAUGGUGUGCCGCAGAUACUGGUUUUGCUUAGUGGGGGAAGGUCAUCUGACAGUGUUGACGCAGCAGCCUCCUCUCUGAAAGAGCUUGGAGUUUUGACCUUUGGAAUAGGAUCGAGGGGCUCUGAUAGCAGAGAAUUGCAGAGAAUUUCAUCCGACCCCAAUUAUGCCCUGACCGUGUCCGACUUCAGUGAGCUUCCGAAAGUCCAAGAGCAGCUGCUAGCCUCUGUCAAGGCUGUUGCAAUUCCCAUCACUCCAACAUCACCAGCUGUCACCGCUGUUUACACCACACCCAGAAGGGACGUAGUCUUUCUUCUGGACGGUUCAGAUGGCACUAGGAUCUUCCCAGCUAUGCGUGACUUCGUGCAAAGAGUAGUGGAGAAAUUCAACAUAGAGGCCAACAGAGACCGUGUUUCUGUGGUGCAGUACAGUAGAGACGCUGAGGUCCAUUUCUAUCUGAACAGCUACACGACAAAGGAAGACGUUCUUGACCGUGUCAGAGGCCUGAGACACAAAGGAGGCAGACCCCUCAACAUGGGGGCAGCUCUCCAGUACGUCAGAGACAGUGUCUUUACUGCCACCUCUGGCAGCAGGCGGCUGGAGGGUGUGCCGCAGAUACUGGUUUUGUUAGCGGGGGGAAGGUCAUCUGACAGUGUCGAUGCAGCAGCCUCCUCUCUGAAAGAGCUUGGCGUUUUGACCUUUGGAAUAGGAUCGAGGGGCUCUGAUAGCAGAGAAUUGCAGAGAAUUUCAUCCGACCCCAAUUACGCUCUGACCGUGUCCGACUUCAGUGAGCUUCCAAAAGUCCAAGAGCAGCUGCUGGCCUCUGUCCAGGAUGUUGCAAUGCCUGUCACUCCGACUUCUCCGACUCUGACCGCUGAUGACGCCAUACCCAGAAAGGACGUAGUGUUCCUGCUGGACGCAUCAGAUGGCACUAGAAAUACUUUCCCGGCGAUGCGUGACUUCGUGCAAAGAUUAGUGGAGCAAUUCAGCAUAGAUGCAAACAGAGACCGUGUUGCCGUGGUGCAGUACAGUAGAGACGCAGAGGUCAAUUUCUAUCUGAAUACCUACACAACAAAGGGGGAGAUCUUGACCUCUGUCAGAGGUCUGAGGCAUAGAGGAGGGAGACCCCUCAACACUGGGGCAGCUCUCCAGUACGUGAGGGACAAUGUCUUCACCGCCUCUGCGGGGAGUAGAAAGCAAGCGGGUGUCCCUCAGAUUCUCAUCCUCCUCAGUGGAGGACGGUCAAGCGAUAACAUAGAUACACCUGCCUCCGCCUUGAAACAGGGCGGGAUCUUGAUUUUUGGUGUCGGCACCAGAAAUUCCAGCAGAGAGGUGCAGAGAAUUGCCAAUGAUCCUACCUAUGCACAGUCCAUCAAUGAAUUCUCUGACCUUCCCAGUGUCCAACAGCAGUUUAUCAGCUCCCUCAACAAUGUGCUUGGUCAAGUCAAGCCGGUGACAGCUACUGUGCCGGCUGAGCGAAAGAGGGAUGUGGUGUUCCUGCUGGAUGGUUCGGAUGGCACUAGGAGCUCUUUCCCUGCGAUGCGCGACUUUGUUGAAAGGAUGGUGGGGAGACUGAAUGUGUCUGAGAACAGAGACCGCGUGUCCGUGGUCCAGUACAGCAGAGAUCCAGAGGCCCAUUUCUAUCUUAACACAUACUCAAGAAAGGAGGACAUUCUUGACACAGUCAGGGGUCUGAGGCACAAAGGAGGGAGACCCCUCAACACAGGGGCAGCUUUGCAGUACGUGAGGGACAAUAUAUUCACUGCCUCCUCUGGAAGCAGACGUGUAGAAGGUGUGCCCCAGUUACUGAUUCUGCUGAGUGGUGGAAGGUCAUUUGAUAAUGUUGAUACACCGGCCUCAUCCCUGAAGGAGCUGGGAGUGCUUAUCUUUGGGAUAGGGUCAAGGAGCUCAGACAGCAGCGAACUCCAGAGGAUCUCCCAUGAGCCUAGUUAUGCACUCUCAGUAAGUGAUUUUGCUGACCUUCCAAGUGUCCAACAGCAGCUGUUCAGCAACAUUGACACAGUAUUUGUAGAGGUCACGUCUACCACUACCACGACGAUAGCUGAGGGCCGUAGGCAGAGGAGAGAUGUUGUCUUCCUGCUGGAUGGAUCGGAUGGCACUAGGAAUGGGUUCCCAGCAAUGAAAGAGUUUGUGCAAAGAAUGGUGGAGAGAUUGGACAUAGAUGAGAACAGAGACCGCGUUUCUGUGGUCCAGUACAGUGGAGACACAGAGGUCCAUUUCUAUCUUAACACGUACACGACAAAGGAAGACAUUCUUGACAGUGUCAGAGGUCUGAGGCACAAAGGAGGCAGACCCCUCUACACGGGGGCCGGUCUCCAGUACGUCAGAGACAAUGUCUUUACUGCCACCUCUGGCAGCAGGAGACUGGAUGGUGUGCCGCAGAUACUGGUUUUGCUUAGUGGGGGAAGGUCAUCUGACAGUGUUGACGCAGCAGCCUCCUCUCUGAAAGAGCUUGGAGUUUUGACCUUUGGAAUAGGAUCGAGGGGCUCUGAUAGCAGAGAAUUGCAGAGAAUUUCAUCCGACCCCAAUUAUGCCCUGACCGUGUCCGACUUCAGUGAGCUUCCGAAAGUCCAAGAGCAGCUGCUAGCCUCUGUCAAGGCUGUUGCAAUUCCCAUCACUCCAACAUCACCAGCUGUCACCGCUGUUUACACCACACCCAGAAGGGACGUAGUCUUUCUUCUGGAUGGUUCAGAUGGCACUAGGAAUUCUUUCCCAGCUAUGCGUGACUUCGUGCAAAGAGUAGUGGAGAAAUUCAACAUAGAGGCCAACAGAGACCGUGUUUCUGUGGUGCAGUACAGUAGAGACGCUGAGGUCCAUUUCUAUCUGAACAGCUACACGACAAAGGAAGACGUUCUUGACCGUAUCAGAGGCCUGAGACACAAAGGAGGCAGACCCCUCAACAUGGGGGCAGCUCUCCAGUACGUCAGAGACAGUGUCUUUACUGCCACCUCUGGCAGCAGGCGACUGGAGGGUGUGCCGCAGAUACUGGUUUUGCUUAGCGGAGGAAGGUCAUCUGACAGUGUUGAUGCAGCAGCCUCCUCUCUGAAAGAGCUUGGCAUUUUGACUUUUGGAAUAGGAUCCAGGCGCUCUGAUAGCAGAGAAUUGCAGAGAAUUUCAUACGAACCUAAUUAUGCUAUGACUGUGUCCGACUUCAGUGAGCUUCCAAAAGUCCAAGAGCAGCUGCUGGCCUCUGUCCAGGAUGUUGCAAUGCCUGUCACCCCAACUUCUCCGACUCUGACCGCCGAGUCCCAAGGACCUAAGAAGGACAUCAUCUUUGUGAUUGAUGGCUCUGAAGGUGUUGGCAGAGAGUUCCCAAUUAUACAGGAGUUUGUGCGCAGAGUUGUGGAGAACCUCAAUGUUGGCGAGAACAAGAUCCGAGUAGGCGUGGUGCAGUAUGGAGAUUUACCGUAUGCAGACAUAUACCUCAACUCACACAGGUCCAAAGAAGGUGUCCUAAACGGCAUUAAGGAACUUCGACAACGAGGCGGGAGACAGCGUAACCUUGGUCUGGCCAUUGAAUUUGUUAGUCGUGACGUCCUGGCUUCUGGACAUGGUGGAAGGAAACAGGAGGGAGUUCCACAAUUUGUUGUUGUGAUUUCAGGAGGAAAAGCUUCAGACAAUAUAAGACCUUCUGCAACUGCACUGAAACAGUCAGGAGUCGUCCCUUUUAGCAUAGGAACAAGAGAUGUGGACACUCAGGAAUUGCAGGUGACAUCCUAUGUCCCCAGAUUUGCCUACACAGUUGAUGACUUGCCUGGACUAUAUACAAUUCAGGACACACUCAUCACCACUCUGACAGAGCUAUCUAGUGAGGAGUUAUCCAAAUUACGUCCUGUAUACCCUCCAGAGACUGUAAUUCCAGGACCAGUACCUCGUGGAGGAGAUAAAAGGGAUGUUGUUUUCCUUAUUGAUGGCACAACAAAGAUGCGGAGUGAGUUCCCUGCCAUAAGAGAUAUGGUUCAGCGAGUGGUGGAGAAGUUAGAUGUGGGUCUCGACAAUGUGAGAGUCUCAGUUGUGCAGUACAGUGAUGAUCCCAAACUGGAGUUUCUUCUCAAUGAGCACUCGUCCAAGGAGGAAGUUCGCCAGGCAAUACGAAGAAUGAGAAGCAAAGGUGGCAAUCAGCUUAACACUGGCCAAGCUCUGGAAUACGUGUCAAAGCAGAUCUAUCAAAGAUCAGCUGGAAGCCGUGUAGAAGAGGGUGUGCCCCAGUUUCUCAUCUUGGUAACCGGAGGAAAGUCAAAUGAUGAUGUCUCUGGCCCUGCUAACCUACUGAAGUCAAGCCGCAUCGCCCCCUUAGCAGUUGGAGCUCAUAAUGCUGAUGAAGAGGAGCUCAAAUUAAUUUCCUUUAGUCCAGAACUAGCAUUCACCAUUGCAGACUUCCAGAAACUUAAAACAGUGGAGCAACAGCUUUUCACCAGAGUCAGUACAAUGACCAGUGAUCAAAUUUCGACCCCCCCUACGCCUAGAGUCCCACUCAGUCUUGGAAGAAAGGACAUCAUCUUCCUCAUUGAUGGCUCUGAUAGUGUUGGACAAAACGGUGUUGCUCACAUUCGUGACUUUAUCUUGAAAGUGGUUGAUCAGCUUGAUGUACGACCUGACCAAGUCCGUGUGGCUCUUGUGCAGUAUGGUGAAAGGUCUAAAACUGAAUUCUCUUUGAACUCUCAUGACAACAAGCAAUCUGUCAUCUCUGCAAUUAAGAGAUUGCGUCAUAUGGGUGGACGUGGUGCUAAUCUAGCUGAAGCGAUAGAUUAUGUGAUUCAAAACGAGCUCCAGGCAUCUGCUGGGGUACGUCUAUCACAGGCUUCCCAGCAUUUAGUUGUGCUAACUGGUGGAAGAUCAACCUCCGAUGUAUCUACUUUUGGCCCACUUCUCAAAGAAAAUGAUGUCAAUUGUAUAGGAAUUGGUGCAGGAAAUGCAGACCCAAGACAGCUGGCACAGAUUACUACCUCUGCUGAUGAUGUCCUGCAGGUGCCUGCUUUCCCAAAUCUUUCAAACAUACAGAGCGAGUUUAUAGCCAGACUUAAUGGAACAAUUAUAAAGGUGACCAAAGAGCCAGAUCCUGAUGACCCAAAGGCCAAGACUGCUGACAUUGUGUUUUUGUUUGAUGGCUCAAUCAAUCUUGGCAGGGAAAAUUUUAAAGAGGUCAAAGAAUUCAUUAUUAAUUUAAUUGACCUUUUCUUCACUGAGAGAGACAGUCUUCAGAUUGGUCUAGCACAUUAUGCUACAGAUGUGACUGACGUAUUCUACCUCAAUACUUACAAAAAUAAGGAUGAUAUUAUUAAUGCCAUAACUCGAGCCGAGUACAAGGGAGGUCGGGAAAUUAAAACAGGCAAUGCCAUUCGCCAUGUUCAGAAAACACAAUUUGUCAAAGAAAGAGGCAGUCGGAAGGAUGCAGGAAUUCCACAGAUCCUGAUGGUAGUCACUGGUGGACGGUCAAGGGAUGACAGCAAGUCAGCGGCACAAGCUCUCAAAGAAAGUGGUGUGCGAAUCUAUGCUGUUGGGGUGGGUGAUAUUGAGGAUGAGCUCAAUAAUUUGGGCAGUGAAACUACUACAGUGGCCCGAGCCAGCACCUUCCAAGAGCUCUCUGAACUGAAUGAGCAGAUUUUGCAAACACUGGAUGAUGAGGUGAAUGGAAUAGGACUGUGCACUGGAGAAACUCGGGCUCCCACAAAAGAAUGCAAGUUGAAUGUUCUUGUGGGGUUUGAUGUGGGUGCACAGAACAUAUUUGCUGCUCAGAAAACAUUAGAGAUGAAGGUGGAAACUAUUCUCCAACGCAUUACCCAGAUGCAGCCCAUCAGCUGUACCUCUGGCCAGGUUCCCUCAAUACAAGUGGGCAUGCUAGCAAUGGACUCUGCCUCUGAACCUGUUCAAUUGGACUUCACCAACAGAUACAAGGAGCUUAUUGAGCCCUUCAAGGCCCUCCGAAAUCGUGGACCUUUUGUUCUAAAUGCUGCCACAAUCAAAGCUUAUACUGAUAGAUUCAAGAGUCAGCCUUCAGAUAGUGUCAAGGUUGUGAUCCACUUAACUGAUGGAUUGGAUGCCCAGUACAACAUCCUGAAAGAGAGAGUUGAGCUGAUGCGUUCAGCUGGUGUCAGUAGUUUCAUUCUUGUUGCACUGGAGAGAGUGCCACAAUUUGAGGAUGCAGUUCUCUUGGAAUUUGGCCGUGGCUUUAGGUACACACGACCUCUGCGUGUCAACCUCAUAGACUUGGAUUAUGAACUUCUGGAAGAACUGGAUAACAUUGCUGAGCGGGAAUGCUGUUCUGUUCCAUGCAAGUGUAAUGGCCAGAGAGGGGACAGAGGAGCUGUUGGUGUUCCUGGACCAAAGGGUCAAUCUGGUGGUCAAGGCUUGAGAGGACAUCCUGGUUAUGAAGGUGGUCCGGGAGAGAGAGGUCCACCUGGUGUAAAUGGAACUCAAGGAUUCCAAGGAUGUCCAGGUCAAAGAGGUGUUAAAGGAUCUCGAGGAUACAAUGGUGAAAAGGGUGAAAUUGGAGAGAUUGGUUUAGAUGGAAUCAAUGGAGAGGAGGGAACAAUUGGCGUUGCUGGCCCUCCAGGAGACAGAGGAAACCCUGGCGAAAGGGGACCUAAAGGGGCCAAAGGCCAGGCAGGAGAUGUUGGUCAGACUGGAAUCCGUGGUGAUCCCGGCAUCCCAGGAAGAGACAAUAACGAGAGGGGACCAAAAGGUGACCCAGGCGAUGCUGGCCCACCGGGAGAGCCAGGAGUGGACGGAAAUAAAGGAGGACCUGGUGAAGCAGGCAGACGGGGCCCUGAUGGUAGAAGGGGGUCUCCUGGUCAAGCGGGUGCUCCUGGAAGGCCAGGGAGUGAUGGUUUACCAGGAGAGACAGGAAUUGGAGGAUCUCGGGGUCCCGCUGGACCAAUUGGAGCACCUGGUUUAAGAGGAGAGGAUGGAAACCCUGGUCCAAGGGGGCCAGGAGGACUGCCAGGACCUGCUGGAGAAAAGGGUAGAAGAGGUGCCAUUGGCCGGAAGGGUGAACCAGGGGAGCCAGGACCUAAGGGUGUCGUUGGACCCCUGGGACCCCGUGGGGAGCCUGGUGAAGAUGGACGAGAUGGUUUUGGUAUACCUGGUCCGAAAGGACGAAAGGGUGAUGAAGGAUUCCCUGGUUUCCCUGGUCCAAAGGGUGAAGCAGGUGACCCUGGUUCAAAGGGAGGACCUGGACCUAGAGGAAACAAUGGCCAGAGAGGUACCUCAGGGGAAUCUGGCGGACCUGGACAAAAGGGAGAUACUGGAUACCCAGGGCCCCAUGGUCCAAAAGGAACCAGAGGACUUGGUCCAGUGCAAUGUGAUCUGGUCAAGAAAAUUAGGGAUAACUGUCCCUGCUGUUAUGGUGCUCAGGAAUGUCCUUUAUACCCUACUGAGUUGGCCUUUGCCCUGGAUGCAUCAGAUGGUGUAACACGCCCUGCUUUCAACAACAUGCGUGACACUGUUCUCCGCCUGGUCAGUGACAUCACUAUUGCUGAGAGCAACUGUCCCCGAGGUGCCCGUGUUGCUCUAGCACUCUACAACAAUGAGGUGACCACUGAGAUCCGCUUUGCAGAUACCCAGAAGAAGCGAACACUUAUUGAGCGAGUUCAAGGCCUCCAGACUCAGCAGACCCGCAAACAGCGCAACUUGGCAACAGCUAUGAACUUUGUUGCCCAGAAUACAUUCAAGAGAGUUCGCAGUGGGUUCCUAAUGCGGAAGGUUGCUGUUUUCUUUGUCAACGGUGCUGUUCAAGCCAAUCAAGAAUUAAGUGCCGCUGCUUUGCGCCUCUACGAUGCAGGAAUUUCCUCUGUAUUCCUUCUUAACCGUGAAGAUCGCCAACUCUCAAGAGCCAUGCAGCUUAACAACACUGCUUUAGCCCAGAUUAUCAUUUUACCCUCAUUUGGAAGUGCUGAAUACAACAAUGUCAUCAAGAAGAUCAUGACCUGCCAUAUCUGCCUGGAUUUCUGUGCCCCGGAUCAGAUGUGUGAUUAUACCCCACGAACUGGAGCCCGGGGUCGGAGGGAUCCCACCACUGACUUGGACAUCGACAUGGUCUUUCUUCUUGAUAGUUCAGAGAGCACCUGGCCCUCCGUCUUCACAGAGAUAAAGCAAUAUGUGGCUCUAAUGACCGAACAGCUAGAAAUGUCCCCUGAGCCAGCCAGCACUGCCCAUCAUGCUCGAGUAGCACUUGUUCAGCAUGCACCUUAUGAAUACUUGCACAAUGGCAGUGGCAUUCCCAUCAGCGUGACCUUUGGUUUGACAGAUCACAAGUCACCAAAUAGUGUUCAAAGCUUUCUACUGGAUAAGGUGCACCAGCUUGAAGGAGGACGGGCCCUUGCAGAUGCUCUUGAAGCCACUGUUGAACAUGUGUUUGAGAAGGCACCACAUCCCCGCAAUUUGAAGGUAAUAGUUCUGUUGGUGACUGGACCAGUUGAACUGCAUGAGGAGAGGAUAAUAAGGGCUGCCACUGAAGUUAAAUGCAAAGGAUACUUCAUAGUGGUGAUUGCAGUUGGAAAGCGGUUUAGUCCAGGUGAUGUCCGUGUCUUGGCCCAAGUGGCAAGCGAGCCUUCAGAUGUGUUCUUAAAGAGGGUGGAUAAACCUUCAGGCUUCUAUGAUGAUCAUAUUCAGACAUUUGCCCGACUGUUGCCCAAGUACCUUGGCCUUGAAAAUGCUUUCUACUUGUCACCUGAAGUCUCUAAGAAGUGUCAGUGGCAUCUAAGUGACCAGCCACACAAAUCCCCAGCCAGUUUGCCAAAAACAGAGAUACACCAGACGCAGCAUGGACAGAAGGAGGUUCAUGACAGAAAACAUAAAGAAACAGAUAUGGAGAAAAUGCACCUGGUUAACGUCACCUCCAGCGGAUUCUCCCUGCAGUGGUUGAGUGGUGAUUCGAAGGCCACCCAUGAGGUUACUGUGACUCGCCUGAAGGAUCACAGUCUGGUGCUGAGGAAAAAUGUGACCGGCAGCCAUCUCUCCAUUUCUGAGUUGGAGGCAGCCGAAACUUACCAUGUAGUGGUCAAUACUCACAGUGUCAAUGGUCAUGUUGCCAGCACCUACAAAGGCAUUGUUCCCACAAAAUCAGCACAUCUGAAGGUCCUUACUGUAAGUGACGUGAUGGGGAUUGUGCCCACUGCACCCUUGAGUAAACCAGAAACAAAAUCAGCAGAACAGAAGGUCCUUACUCUAAGUGAGGUGAUGGGGAAUGCACCCUCUGCACCCUUAAGUAAACCAGAAAUUAAAUCAGCAGAACAGAAGGUUCUUAAUCCAAGUGAAGUGAAAGGAAUUGUCCCCUUAAGUAAACCAGAAAUUAAAAUGGCAGAACAGAAGGUUCCGAGUGAAGCAAUGGGGAUUGUGUCCUCUGCACCCUUAAGUAAACCAGAAACAAUGGUUGAACCUAAAGCAAGUGAAGAGCAUGUCAAAGCUGUUCUCCCCCCAGCACCAGCUCCAGCUGCCCUGCACUUCAGUGUGGAUAUCUGCAAGUUACCAAAAGAAGAAGGCUCCUGUACUAAAUUUGUGCUUAAAUGGCAUUAUGACCCGCUUAGUGGAAACUGUACCCGCUUCUGGUACGGAGGAUGUGGAGGGAACCAGAAUCGCUUUGAUACACAAGAUGAGUGUGAGAAGGCUUGUGGAAAAGCAGCACCUGUAAAACAAGGGAUCAUAGCUGCGGUUAAAACAUAGGAAUUAAUGAAGAUUGUAAGCUAACCACUGACAACACUCAGAGGAUAGAGCACCGAAAACAAGAAGCACAGCCACAGCCAAGAUGCCUGCACUGGAGCUUGUAAGAGGAUUGAAGAAAUCCUUGAAGUAGUAUUUUCCACAUAAGAAAAAAAAGAAAGAAGCAGAACAAGAUUCUUUGUUUCGUGCUGGUGCUACAUUCAGUUUAUUAGAAUUGUUAUUGUUUUAUUUUUCAUGUGUGUGAGGGUUUGAAUAAAACCCAUUGUAAAUGUCCAGGGCAAUUUUUUUUUUAAAUGUAAUGCUAUUUUAAACAUGUGGUUUGCUUGUGAAAGUAUCUUGAUAAAAACAUAUCAGUAAAUCUUUGUAAGGUCAUGACGAUUUAAUUCCUUUUUUGUGUUUUUGUUUUUACUGCUUGAGAGGAAGAAUUUUAAUUGCUCUUUCUGGUCAUAUCGCUGGAUAUCUCCCUUGACUCUAAAAUCUCCAAACAAAUGUUAUUUUGAUGUUUGAUACCAUGAACAUUAUAUGAAACCAAGAAAGUAAUUUCUUUAAAUAUGCAUUUUUUUGGAACCAUUGCCUUGCACACAAGUUUUGGUUUCAAAAAGAAAUUGGAAUG